Molecule: messenger RNA, 4018 nt
Organism: Lactuca virosa
Lineage: Eukaryota; Viridiplantae; Streptophyta; Magnoliopsida; Asterales; Asteraceae
Source: the annotation of a GenBank genome assembly
UCCCAGCUCAAUGCUAUUGUUUAUUCUAAUUCAAUGCAUAGUUGUAGAUAUGUUGGUUAUUUAUGAAGCAUAUUAAAUUCGCAUGUAAAAGUUUGGAGAUGCAUUUGUAUUGUUAUUUGAACACUUAAAUUUUUUAUUUGUAGAGUAUAAGGAGAAGCUAGAUUUAACUCAUAAAAUCGUGGGAAGGGUUAUUCUAUCAUUUAUAAUGGUUGUUCUGUCUGAACUUUCUGAAGGAUCUUCAUCUUAUUCAUCAACUCAUAAAGGUCAUAGAUAUGACGUAUUUUUAAGUUUCAGAGGUGUUGACACUCGUCAUAGUUUCACUAAUCACCUUUAUAACGCCCUCAUGCAUGCCAAUAUAACUACCUUCUUGGAUAAUGAAGAGAUUGAAACAGGGGAAGAUCUGAAACCAGAAUUGAAGAGUGCUAUUAAAUCAUCUAGGGCUUCUGUUAUUGUGUUGUCCAAGAAUUAUGCCUCUUCAAGGUGGUGCCUUGAUGAAUUGGUGCUGAUCCUUGAGCAACAUAUGACAUCAAACCAUAUUAUUUUCCCGAUUUUUUAUCAUGUUGAGCCCACCGAUGUUAGGAAGCAACAAAGUGGCUUUGGAGAUGCAAUGACUAAGCAUAGACGGAUGAUGGAAGCAGAGACAGAUGCAAAUAGAAGAAGUAAAUGGGCUCAAAAGAUAGAGUUGUGGGAUAAAGCACUUAAUGAGGUUGCCGAUUUAAAAGGGAAGGAUGCAAAUGGCAGGCUAGAGGUGGAGCUUAUUGAUGAAAUUCUUAACGACAUUUUCCGUAGAUUACACAUAUCUUCAAGGUUUCCACCACCCCAACUUAUUGGGAUGGAGAAUUCCAUUAAAUUCGUCACUUCAUGGUUGAAAGAUGUAUCAUCAAAUACAACAGAUAUACUAACUAUUUUGGGCAUGGGUGGGAUCGGGAAGACGUCUUUAGCCAAAUAUGUCUAUGCAUUACAUUUUCUUGAAUUUGACACAAGCAGUUUCAUUGAGGAUAUCACCAGGAGAUGUGAUAAAAAAUCCAAUGGGAUGCUUGAUGUACAAAAGCAACUCUAUGAUGACAUUUCAAAACGAAGUUCAGUUCAAGCUCAUGCUCAUGACGAUUCUAUAUACACCUCAAUGAUAGAGAAUGUAGUAGCCUAUAAAAAGGUGUUUCUGGUUCUUGAUGAUAUUGGUAGUCUUGACCAAUUAGACGCGUUACUUGGAAGAAAAGGUUUUCAUCCGGGAAGCAAAAUAAUAAUAACAACAAAAGAUACAUGGUUGACCAAGAGUUGUGCACUAUUCAAAACAAAUGUGAAACCCAAACAUGAAACACACGAGAUUAAGGGCUUAUCUGAGAUUGAUUCACAAAACAUUUUGUGUUUUCAUGCAUUUAUGUGCAACGAUCCCAAGGCAGGUUAUGAAGAGGUGUCAAAAAAGCUAGUGAAGUAUUGUGAAGGACAUCCAAUGGCGCUUAAAGUUUUGGCUAGGUCUCUACAUAAUCGUGAUGUAACUUAUUGGGAGGGGUACAUAGAUAGACUAAAGAAAGAGAAUAAUUCCCCUAUAAAUAAUGUCUUGAGAAUGAGCUUCGACUCUUUGCCAUCAGAAAAUGAUAAGGAGUUGUUUAAGCAUAUUGCUUGUAUUUUUGUUGGAAUGGAUAAAGAUUUUACUGUAACAAUAUUAGAGGCAUGUGACAUAGAGACAAGAUCUGGGAUCACGAAUCUUAUUGACAGAUGCCUUCUUAGUUUCAAAUGGAAUAAAGAAUCGAAGAAUAUCGAAUUGGCGAUGCACCAGUUGGUUCAAGAGAUGGGAAAAUUUGUGGUACGUAAAGAAUCACUUGACAAGCCAUGGGAACGAAGUCGAUUAUGGGGCCAUGAAUCUUUCAAAGCAUUGAAGCAAAAAAAGGGUACAGAAAAUGUGCUAGGCCUCAUCAUUGACAUGCGAAUGCUUGAGAAAGAGAAAUUACAUGGAUCGCUUGAGUUAAAAACAGAUGCAUUGAGUAAAAUGGAUAGGCUAAUGUUGCUACAACUCAAUUAUGUGCAAAUCACCGGAUCUUACAACAAAUUUCCAGAAGAAUUAAGAUGGUUGUGUAUGCAUGGGUUCCCUUUAAAGUCUAUACCUUCUGACUUACCGAUGGAGAAUUUGGUUGCUCUUGACCUGUCUUAUAGCAAUAUUGAAUCAUUUGGGAUUUGCUAUAACUAUCCAAAAGGACUUCCUAAGAAGCUAAAGCAAUUGACUGGAUCAUGCUCAGAAGAAAAAAGGUCGCUUCGAUCAUUGAAGAUUCUUAAUUUAAGUUUCUGUGAACAACUUCAUAGUCUUGGUGGCUUUGACCACCUCCCUAAACUUGAGAGGUUGAUACUUAGAGGUUGCAUUGGUUUGAUUGAGGUUUGUGAGUCAAUUAAGAAAUGUGUUGAACUUUUCUUCAUUGAUCUGAGCUGCAUCAAGUUUGAAAAACUUUCAAGAAUUAUAUGCAAGUUAAGAAAAGUUGAAACAUUAUUGUUAAACGGCUGUUAUCUCGGUGAAUCUCCAAUCAAGAACAUUGGCAUAAAAACAAGAACGUCUUCCUCCGCUGUUCUGAAGGCUAUAUCAGCUGAUUUUAAGUUCUUAACGAUUCCUUUACCGAGAUCUUUAGUAAAGUUGUCACUAGCAAAUAAUAAUUUAUCUACCGAAUCCUUUCCCAUGGACUUCGGUUGGCUAUCCAUGUUAAAUGAAUUACAUUUAGAUGGAAAUCCUAUCGUUUCCCUGCCUAAUUGUGUUAGGAGCCUUCCUAGGCUUGGGAUACUGAGUAUGAGAAAUUGUAAUAUGUUGAUGUCAGUUGAGGAUCCUCCACAUACACUAAGAGUUUUGGAUCUCCAUUUUGAUUCUGAAAAGCAUUUGCUACGAAAAGUGGUAUUUGAUCCACAAAUGUCUCCACUAGGGUUCAUAUUAGACUGGAACAUGUUAGCAACUUCGUCGUUUGAAUUUCAAGGCUUGGUCAAAAUCCAACCAAUGGAAGGUGUUGAGGAAAAGGUAAUACGUAGUUUGGGUUGGACGAAGCUAGAUUUCCUUAUUGGAAGGCGUGUGGGAACCUAUCUUGUGAAUCAAAGAGAGAAAUCUGAAAUCCAGAUGUAUUAUGAAUUUGGAAUAUUCAGCACAAUUUAUGAAGGCGAAAAAAUGCCAAAUUGGAUUUCAGAUAGAAGCACGGGGUCAUCAAUGUCAUUUACCAUCCCAUCAUCUCCGAACAAGCUUAGAGGAUUGAAUUUCUGCUAUGUGCUGACAUCUCAAUAUCUGGAUUAUAAAACUUUUAAUUUGCCGGUGAUCAUAAUUAGUAAUAUUACAAAGAACCACACCUGGAAAUACCAACAUUACAUUCUCCAUGUCGAUGUUGUUGGAAAGUGUUUGACCUUGUUAAGCCAUUGGAUGUUUGGGGUGAAUGAUAUGGAAUGUGGUGAUCAAAUUACUAUUACCAUGAGACCAGAACCAUUUCAUGUUGAGUGUGGGGUGAGUUUUGUUUAUGAUGAUGGAGACAUAGAUGAAGAAGAAGAUGCAUUGGGUUAUUACAGGUCCUGGAAUCACAUUAUUGGUGGAGAUUUGACCAUAUUUCAGUUAACAACAGGAGAGUACAUCUUAACAAUAUGGCGAUUUCUGCUGUUUGAAAAUCAAAUACGUGAACAUUCAUACGGGUCUUUGUUUGGAGAUGGUGUCCACUUUAAAGACGACCAAAGACAACUACACUUCAGAGCUCUCUCCCAACGGAAGCCUGGCGUACUGGAGGAUGGCACCUAAGAUGGGAUUCAGUCAACCUCCAACAGCUAAUCAAACUGCUUCAAGACCCUUUGUUCCUAUGAGAGAAAGGCCCACCAAUAGCAUCAGCCCCCCCAUAUUAGAUUCUCAGUUAUAUAUCACGUGAAUGUCAACUCAAUUCUCAAGGUGGAAAUUAAACCUGGACCUUAGGAAAUCACUCCUUAUCAAGUAUUCAUGUACCCUAUGUGUUUAAUUUUUAAUUUCUGUGUUGACAAAAUUUUGCUCCCAUCAACUCAGUCGAAAUGAAAAAGG